CCACCCCAGGACCCCCCCAUUGGGCUCGUGUGUGUGGUGGGCGAGAGACGGAGUCGGGAAGGGAAGAAAUAAUCCUACUACUAGUAUUUGUCAAGCGCUUACUAUGUGCCAGGCACUGUCCUAAACGCUGGGGUGGAUACGAGAUAUUUGGGUUGGACACAGUCGGGGGAUGAUGGAUGGAUCGGACGCCUGGGUCCCCUCCUGCCUCCCCUCUCCCUGCCACAGAACUGGACCCCCCAGGGAAAGCCGUCCCGUGGGACUCUCCCUCUCAGGGGCCGGGCGUGGGAGAGAGACGUCCCCAUCUCCGACCGUGCCCCUGCCCCUGAGGAGAUGGGGGGAAGAUUUGGGGAUGGGGGAGGUGGGCAACCGUUGCUGAUCCUCGGGCUGAAGGAGACAUCUGCUCCCGGGCCUUGUCUGGUUUCCAUGGAGACGGAUGUCUGCCUGCAUCUCUCUCUCUCUCCCUCCCUCCCUCCUAGGACGUCACAAAGGGUCGGGUCCCCGGCGUCCUGCGCUCCAGCCAGGCCUCAGCCAUGGCCGGGGCCCUCGGCCACCUCCUGCUCUGGUUGGCGUUGCUUGGAGCCCGGGUCCUUAGCUGCCUCCAGUGCCACACCACUUCCAACCAGCGGCUCCACGCCUGCCGCUUCUUUGUCAGCCAAGAAGGACCCCAGCAGCUGCAGUGCCUGCAGCUCUUCUUGAAGGCCUUCAGCCCCUACGAAGACCUGAAGAUUCGUUACACGGAGAGGGGCAAUCUGAAGGACUCCUUUGCGGACAUGCUUUUCUCUCUGGAGGAGAAGGCUGUGGCCAACGAGUCCUUCGAGACAGCCAUCCCUGAGGCCGCCCAGCACCUGGAGGAGGCAAUCAGCAAACUGAAGAAAGCCCCAGACUGCGUCCCUCCUUGCGGUUUCCAGGAGGAGGCCCGGCGCUUUCGCUGCGACUCCUGCUCCUCCGCCGACUGCGAUCUCCCCCUGGACUGCGAUAUCCAGGACGUGCCGGUCCUCGAAGGCGGGCGGACGGCCUUCAACUGCACCGUGUCCUUCUCCACCCCUGAGGAUCUGCGCUACGGAUGGAAAUUCGCCCCCAACGUCCGCACCCGGGACCUCUCCUAUUUUCGGGACCUGCCGGGGUCCCACGGGGCCUUUGCACGGAUCCGGCCCACGCGAAUCUCGCACCGUGGCACAUUCGCCUGCUUCCUCCAGGGCCCAAACCGACGACUGCUGGCGCGACUCUUCUUCUACGUCAACGUGACGAGCCGGGCUCUGCUCGGGGAGGCUGAGCUGCAGACCAUGUUCCGCCGGGUCCUGGACCGUGCCCACGUCGCGGGCGACCAGGCCGAGCCCUGGCACCCGACCCUGCUGGAGCUACUGGCCCGGCCGGGGACGCUGACCACCACCAACCUAAAGCUGCUCACGGCGGGGGCUGGCCUCCUGGCCAUGAGCCUCACCCUUCUUGCAGGAUGAGGUCACUGAGGCCCAGAGAAGUGAAGCGAC
This is a messenger RNA of Tachyglossus aculeatus (Australian echidna), 1487 nucleotides long. It is a transcript of the gene SPACA6, whose product is annotated as sperm acrosome associated 6. The transcript has 9 exons. Lineage: Eukaryota; Metazoa; Chordata; Mammalia; Monotremata; Tachyglossidae. The record is from RefSeq and is a predicted model, not a curated record. Bases 531 to 1457 code for a protein of 308 amino acids. Gene Ontology annotation, biological process: fusion of sperm to egg plasma membrane involved in single fertilization.